CAGAAUCUGUAUAAGAAAGUGAGGAGCAUACUGAACAAACUGACCCCUCAAAAUUUUGAGGCUCUCCUGAAACAAAUACACGAACUGGAGAUCAAUACAGAGGAUAAACUAUCUGGAUGCAUUAAAAUUGUCUUUGAAAAGGCCAUAUCUGAGCCGAAUUUUUGUGAAGCCUACGCCAAGAUGGCAUGCAAUAUAUCAACGUUGAAAGUGCCAUGCAAGGACAAUCCACACGAUGCUUUAUCUUUCAGAAGACUUCUGCUCAACAGAUGCCAGACGGAGUUUGAGAAGGAUCGGUCAGAUGAGAUUGAACUGGAGAAGAGGCAGAAAGAGAUUGAAGAGUGCCAGCAGGAUGAUAAGAGGAAGCAGUUGAUCUUGGAGAAGGAAGAAAUGGUGACAAAAGCAAGGAGAAGGUCUCUGGGAAAUAUAAGGUUCAUAGGCGAAUUAUUCAAGAUGAAGAUGCUGACGGAAAAGAUAAUGUUUGAAUGCCUGACCAAACUGAUCAAAGCCACAGACGAGGACAGCAUUGAGUGUCUUUGCUGGCUUCUCAGGACCAUUGGAAAAGACCUUGAUUCUGAUAGGAAUAAGAAACAUCUCGAUGCUUUCUUCUCUGAAAUUGUUAAGAAGUCAAAGAGCAAAGGUGUGUCACCCAGGACCAAGUUCAUGCUACAAGAUAUAAUUGAGCUCAGAUCUAACAACUGGGUGCCUCGAAGAAAUGAAUUCAACCCAAAGACCAUUGCACAGAUCCACAAGGAAGCA
Molecule: messenger RNA, 756 nt
Organism: Helobdella robusta
Lineage: Eukaryota; Metazoa; Annelida; Clitellata; Rhynchobdellida; Glossiphoniidae
Exons: 6
Cellular component (GO): eukaryotic translation initiation factor 4F complex
Molecular function (GO): mRNA binding; translation initiation factor activity; protein binding
Source: RefSeq, a predicted model, not a curated record